GGCCGUCGGACCCCGGGGAGGGGCCGCUUGACCCCAGGCAGGCGCGCGGCGGGGAGGGAGCCCUCGGCGUCCCUCGGUCCCUAGGAGCGGCGCGCUCGCUGCGCGGCCGGCUACUACGUGCGCCCGAGGCCGGGCGCCGGCGCGGUGGAUUGAAUACCCUGUAAGAUACUUUUUGAGUCUUUCCAUGGCAACAGCAAGUCACCUUUAAAUAAUUGCUCUGGAAAGAGUGAUGUCCAUGGCCAUUGCUGCCGCUCUGUGCUGUACUUUCAGGGAAUCUUAGCCUUUGGUGAUUUUUUUUUUCUGAGAAUUCAAUUUUUUAUAUCUAGCAUCAAGUGUUAUACUAUUAGAGUGGAAGAAGCAACUCCUGUAACGUGACUUCCCGAGUUAGAAAAGAAAGGGACUCUCCACUCCCUGUGUUUAUCAGACUGCUUCUCCUGGGCCAUUCCAAAGCAGACUUCAGUUAAUGAAAGUGAAGAGUAUUUGCUGACCCAUCACAUUUUGGUGUGAACAUCACAAAUGUUGUCAAAUGACGGAAGAUCCAGGAAUCGGGACAGGCGCUACGAUGAGGUCCCAAGGGACUCAGACUAUCAAGAUGGCACCGUAAGAACCUUCCAGACUCUUCACGACAGUGAGCUGGCUGUGAGCGCUGAUCCGUUGCCACCACCCCCUCUCCCAUUACAGCCACCAUUUGGCCCAGAAUUCUACUCAAGUGACACAGAGGAACCGGCCGUAGCGCCAGAUCUCAAGCCUGUAAGGCGCUUUGUCCCUGAGUCCUGGAAGAACUUCUUCAGAGGGAAGAAAAAGGACCCAGAGUGGGAUAAGCCGGUGUCAGACAUCAGAUACAUCUCCGAUGGAGUGGAGUGUUCACCUCCAGCCUCUCCCGCAAGACCAAACCACUGUUCACCCCCCAACUCCUGCGAAGAUCCUCAGGGUGGGUCAGAAGGCAGCUGUCGUUCCCGGAAAGAGGCCCAGGCAGUGUUUCCCCAUGAUCCCUACGGAUCCCUAGGCCGACGCACACACACAGCCCGAACCUAUAGUGAGAAGGUGGAGGAGUAUCACCUGAGGUAUUCCUACAUGAAGUCAUGGGCAGGCCUGCUGCGGAUUCUGGGUGUGGUGGAGCUGCUGCUGGGGGCCGGUGUCUUCGCUUGUGUCACGGCGUACAUUCACAAGGACAGCGAGUGGUAUAACCUGUUCGGAUAUUCACAGCCCUAUGGCAUGGGAGGCGUUGGCGGCCUGGGCAGUAUGUAUGGGGGCUAUUACUAUAGUGGCCCCAAAACCCCUUUUGUGCUUGUGGUUGCUGGAUUGGCUUGGAUCACCACCAUUAUUAUUCUGGUGCUUGGCAUGUCCAUGUAUUAUCGGACCAUUCUUUUGGACUCAAAUUGGUGGCCCCUAACUGAAUUUGGGAUUAACGUCUCCUUGUUUAUCUUGUACAUGGCUGCAGCCAUAGUCUAUGUGAACGAUACCAACCGAGGUGGACUCUGCUACUAUCCAUUAUUUAACACGCCAGUGAAUGCAGCGUUCUGCCGGGUGGAAGGAGGACAGAUAGCAGCGAUGAUCUUCCUCUUUGUCACCAUGAUUGUUUAUCUCAUUGGAGCUUUGGUUUGCCUGAAGUUAUGGAGGCACGAGGCGGCUCGGAGACAUAGGGAAUACAUGGAGCAACAGGAGAUAAGUGAGCCAUCCUUGCCAUCGAAAAGGAAAAUGUGUGACAUGGCCACCGGUUGUGACAGACAGAGAGACCAAGAAGUUAAUUUUAAAGAACUGAGAGCAACAAAAAUGAAACCUGAGCGACUGAGUGGACAUAUCCCCCCUGGCCACAUCCCGAAACCGAUCGUGAUGCCAGACUAUGUGGCGAAAUACCCUAUGAUUCAGACGGAUGAUGAACGAGAACGCUAUAAAGCUGUGUUCCAGGACCAGUUUUCAGAGUACAAAGAGCUCUCUGCAGAAGUUCAGGCCGUCUUAAAGAAGUUUGAUGAGCUGGAUGCAGUGAUGAGCAGAUUGCCGCAUCGUUCAGAAAACCAGCAGGAACAUGAGAGAAUUUCAAGAAUCCAUGAAGAGUUUAAGAAAAAAAGGAAUGAUCCUACAUUUCUGGAAAAAAAAGAACGCUGUGAUUAUCUGAAGAAUAAACUUUCUCACAUAAAGCAAAGGAUUCAAGAAUAUGAUAAAGUAAUGAAUUGGGAUGUACAGGGUUAUUCUUAAAACUUAUUUGAAACCACUUUUUUAUAUCAAGCUUCAUAUUUAUUUACUGUCUUUUUUUAUGCUCGUCUCUGUGAUAGAGAAGCAAAUGCCUCCUGAAUCAGCUUGUAGUUGGUUUAGCUGGUAUGUCAAGUUAAAACAGUAUGUGAUUGCAUUUCAGACAUUUCAAAACAAAUUCAAAUUUACUAAGGGCCUUUACUAAGAGUGGAAGAAAUUCUGGAUUCAUCUGUGUACAAUUUAUAUUUAUCUUGUUAAAAUUGAUUUAAGCAUUGUGUCCUUGUGGUGUGAUGAUCAAGUGGAGUAUCAAUUCUGGUGCUGCUUUUUCCUUUUUUACUUAGGCCAGUUCCUGGGAUUCUUUUAGGACAAAUUUCUCUUCCUAGCCAAAGAUGUCAUUUCUGCCCUUGAAAGGGGUUUGAAUUCAACAUUUUGAAGCCUUAUGAUCUUGGGCAAGUUGCUUAAUCUGCCUGUGCCUAUUUCCUCAUCUGUAAAAUGGGGCUAAUCAUAGGCCUACCUCCUAGGGUUGUUAUGAGGAUUAAAUGAGGUAAUAUUCGUAAAGCACUUAGAACAGAGCCUGGCACAUUUGUAAGCGCUGCAUUAGUGUUUGUGAACUAUAUAGACGUGUUUGUGAACUAUAUAGACGUGUUUGUGGAAUGAAUAAACUACAUAGAAUAAGUCUCAAGGAAAGGACCUUAACGAGCAAGUUCAGCCAGCUAACCCCAGGCCAUGGCCUCAUGACUUUCUUUUUUUUAUGCUGUAAAUAAAUCUUACGCACGUCGCCUUGAGCAGAUGCUUCCCUGUGGCCCUGUGCCUACUGGGGUCCAGUGCAGCCUUCUUAUCUUUAAUCAGCAUCACUGUGCACAUCUCUCAACGUCCCCACAGCCCAGCCCUUCCUGUAAACCUCGAAAACAAGGAUUGUGUGACUAUUGUUGCCGUUUCUAUCCUGUUUAGAUGUCCAUCCUAAGGCCCCAUGAUGUUGCAUCUGCUUAGAAUCUCCCUUUGAUUUAUUGGAAUGCUUCAUUGUCCCAAGAAUUAUCUUGGCUUUGAGGCUUUAUUCAUGAGAAAUGUUUUAUUUUUAUUAAUGUGAACAAGAGACUGCUUUAAAAAUGUUUUAAAAAAUCAUUGUUAUUGGUUCCUAUGCAGCAGCAUCUAUCUUGUAGAUAAUUUCCCAGGUGUAGAAAUACAAUUUCUGCUCCAUAUAGUUGCCAUUCAAACAAUUAAUACUGGAGGAAUUUUGUAAGUGAUGAAACCAAAGAAAAGAAUUUGGAAAAGCAAAGGCUUACGAAGUAUUGGUUACUGAAUAAACUUCCUAGUUCUUCUUUGUCAAUGAUAUCUUAUUUAGUGUAUAUUGUUACUGUUUUCAAUCCAUGGUUCUCAGACUAUGUUUAGGGUGCUAAGAGUCUUAAGAGGUGAUACCGAGGAAAGUGUGAGGCUAGGCUCCCUCUGGACCGCCCCCCAAACUAGAACAGCUGCACUUUCUGUUCUACAUAUUGGGACCCCAUGUUAACAUUUCGCUUAAGAAGAGCACCCAUGCUUUUAAAAAAAAAAGAAAGAUGAAAUAAUACCAUUUUGGUGAACUGUAAAGAGAUUAAUAUUGAAAUGAAGUGUUAAGGAAAUUUGACGUUGUGAAACUUUAUUUUACUACAGUUGUAAAUGUUAAUCUUUGAAAACCAAUGUUGUAAUGCUGAUUUUUACAGUUUUUAUGUGAAUACCUAGGCAUAUUAAAAUUUC
This is a messenger RNA of Eubalaena glacialis (North Atlantic right whale), 3921 nucleotides long. RefSeq names its product MARVEL domain containing 2 (gene MARVELD2). The record is from RefSeq and is a predicted model, not a curated record. Lineage: Eukaryota; Metazoa; Chordata; Mammalia; Artiodactyla; Balaenidae. Gene Ontology annotation, biological process: bicellular tight junction assembly. Bases 517 to 2196 code for a protein of 559 amino acids. The transcript has 8 exons. Gene Ontology annotation, cellular component: bicellular tight junction; apical plasma membrane; cytoplasmic vesicle.